UACACAUGUACAAACGUUUAGCCGUAGCUAUGUGAGAUGUAGGCUGCAGCUUAUAUUUUUGUGUGGUGGGAAAAGCAAGUGUCAGUUAAGAAAACGAAAGUAGCGGCGUAAUAUGAAUGACGUCACUUGGUUUAAGCCUAGCUUACACAGCAGUGGAAUUGGUACCAUCUACGCAUGCGGGAACUACUAAAAGGGAUGUGGCAUCAACCCUUCACUUGCCUGACGUAUUAGAAACCAAUGUCGGAACCGCCGUCAAGUUUGAUAUCAGAUCAGACAGGAUAGAACCUCAGAUUGAUGUAGAAUUCAAUGAUGGCGAAAAACUGAUAUUCAAGACAGGCAACCUCUCCCAUUUAGAAAUAUUAGACUAUCUUUAUGAGUAUGUGGAUGAAAAAGAUCCCAAAAAGCAUGAAGGACCCGAAUUGGUUACAAAAAGUUCAAAGGUUGCAAGCAAAAUGAAAGGAAAGAGAAAAUGAAAAUAUUAUAUUUUUGUUGUGUACAAUAGACUUUCAGUUUUUUUUUUUUGUGUAUAUAUAGUGUAGAGAAAAAAUGCAUGCUCAGAUGUGUAUUGAAUCAGGAAAAGGGUGAAGUUGAUGAAUUAGUGUGUUCAAAUGGAUGUGUGGUAAAAAAGAUUUUAUAAUACAUAGUUGUGAUACAUAGCACAUGUCAGAAUAAAUUUGGAACAACUAACUUUGUCUCUGUAUUUGUCAGUGUACUGUAAAAAGCUGGCAUUAGGCG
This is a messenger RNA of Physella acuta, 735 nucleotides long. Its product is annotated as large ribosomal subunit protein mL53. NCBI's taxonomy places the organism in Eukaryota, Metazoa, Mollusca, Gastropoda, Physidae. The record is from RefSeq and is a predicted model, not a curated record. Gene Ontology annotation, cellular component: mitochondrial large ribosomal subunit.